This is a messenger RNA of Cherax quadricarinatus, 9512 nucleotides long. Its product is annotated as zinc finger protein Xfin-like. NCBI's taxonomy places the organism in Eukaryota, Metazoa, Arthropoda, Malacostraca, Decapoda, Parastacidae. Gene Ontology annotation, biological process: regulation of gene expression. Gene Ontology annotation, cellular component: nucleus. The record is from RefSeq and is a predicted model, not a curated record.
GUUGUUGUUGUUGUUGUUGAUCAGGUGUAGUGACAACACUGAUGAAGGUUUUAUCUGCUGCUGCUGCUGGUGGUGCUGGUGUUGGUGGUGCACAAUAUUACUGACAUAUUACCUGCACUCUGCUACACUGACUCAACCUAUACCACCCCCUCCAUAUUUGACAUUUUGACUGAGUUACCAGCAAGGAAGGAAAGAGAGAAGAGCAGGUCAUCCUUACACCAGAAGAAUUACAGCAAUGAUGCCAAGACCCUGUGGCAUUAAGCUGUGUGUGUAUGGCACAGUCAACAGAAGAAUUACUGCAGCAGUGACAAGACCCUGUGACAUUGCUAUGUAUGUGGAAGAAAUACUGUAGAUACAGUAGUGUCAGCAAUUAUUGUCAUAAAGCUCUCCAUAUUGUCAAAUCUACAUGUUGUGUCAGUUCUUAAUAUCUUCACGCUUAGUGUGUUCCAGCAUUCUGGAGCACAUUCUUAACAGCAUAUUGAAACAAAUUUACUCGGUUAAAUAUCAUCACUGAAUACUUAUAACAUUGUUCAACACCCAUGACAGUAACAACAUAUUCCUCUGAAGUAUUAUACAUGCAUAAUCUAUGUCUAGAGAUGUAAAAUUAACUCAGAUAUCAAAGUAAAGGAAUAUUUUAAAUUGCUUUUUUAUACUAGUAAAGAAGGGUAUAUAAGUAUUUCAGGUGCUGACUAAUUCACUUUGAUGUCUUUUGGAUAAUUUACAGUGUUGUAACUAUUAUGAAGUAAUAUACUUGAAUAUCUUUUAUACUGUUUACUCAAAAAUCAAUUAUGUACAGGGAUUCUGUACUUCUUCUUUCAACAAACCGGGCAUAUCCCACCGAGGCAGGGUGGCCCAAAAAGAAAAACAAAAGUUUCUCUUUUUAAAUUUUUUAAUUUAUACAGGAGAAGGGCAACUAGCCCCUUGCACUCGGCAUUUUAGUUGCCUCUUGCAUGGCUUAUGGAGGAAGAAUUCUGUUCCACUUUUCCAUGGAGAUAAGAGGAAAUAAACAAGAACAAGAACUGGUAAGAAAAUAGAAGAAAACCCAGAGGGGUGUGUGUACAUAUACGCUUGUACAUGCAUGUGUAGUGUGACCUAAGUGUAAGUACAAGUAGCAAGACAUACCUGAAAUCUUGCAUGUUUAUGAGACAGAGAAAAGGCACCAGCAGUCUUAUCAUCAUGUAAAACAAGUACAGGCUUUUGUUUUACACUCACUUAGCAGGACGGUAGUACCUCCCUGGGCGGUUGCUGUCUACCAACCUACUACCUAGUCUGUACUUCAUACUACUUCAUAUUAUUCCCUGCUUCAUAUUUCUUACAGUUGGUAGGAUUCAGAUAAAAAGUGCAUGAUACUCAUAUGUUCUGGCAAUAUUAUUGGCUUAAAUCUAUCCUCCACUAGUCUUAACGUUUUGAUGCUGUAGUUUAAAAUGAAUACACAAAUGUUUAAUACUGGGUACUGCCAUUAAUGCCACAAAGAACAAACAUACUUGGUGACAAACAAAUUAAUUACCUUUUUUUGUUUUAUCAAUAGGAAAGUUGAACAUAAUUUAAGUAAGCAUUUAAUUGUUUGAGUCAGUAAUUUACAGCACCAAUCUGGAGCCAGUUGUCAAAUAUAAUAUGACCUUUUAUACACUUAGUACAAAUACGUAAGAGUAAGUACAUAAGUAGAAGUAUAUUAUGUUCAUUGCUUAGAACACUAAAGAUAAGUCAGAUUCUUUGCAGUACAUCAGUAUUCAGUGAAAUCAAAAUCAUUUUCAUUAUCAUUGAUUCUGUUGCAGUUCAAGAAUGUUCAUAUUUAAGAGAAUUCAUUUAAGUGUUCAAAAUUCUUAAUGUACAAAUCACCUCUAAUGUAUCCUGUAAAUGAUCAUACAGUGGAGAGCUCAGUUCAGGCUCAAAAAUGUACAUCACUCUCGAAAGUAAAAUCAUCUAUAAUAAAACAGAUAAGAGUUCACACAGAGGUAAAACCAUACCAGUGUUCAGUGUGUCUGAAAGACUUUACACACAAUUCAAAUUUAAAGGAGCCCUUGGGAGAUCAUACAGAGGAAAACUUGUUGAAAUCACAUCAGUGUUUAUUGUGCUCAAAAUCAUUUCCUAAAAAGUCACAUCUACAAAAGCACUUAAAAGUUCAUAAAGAAGAGAAGCCUUAUACUUGUUCAGAGUGUCAAAAAGUGUACAUAAAUCAAGGAAGUUUACUAAGACAUUUGAGAAAUCAUCUUGGAGAAAAGCCUUAUCGUUGUGCAGUGUGCCAGAAAGACUAUUCAACUAAAGAAGUUCUAAAACGGCACUCAAGAAUUCACACUGGAGAAAAGCCAUACCAGUGUUCAGUGUGUCAGAGAGACUUUUCAGAUAAAGCAGUCCUUAUGCGACAUAUGAAAGUUCAUACAGGAGAGAAAUCCUACGAGUGUUCAUUGUGUCAUAAACAUUUUUCUCAAAAGUCUAAUCUAAAACAACACUUUAAAAUUCAUGCACAAGGGAGACUACAUCAAUGUUUAAUAUGUUCAAAAACAUUUUCAGAAAAAGCUCAUUUAGAUCAGCAUCUUGUAGUUCACAAUGGAGGGACACCGUAUAAAUGUUCGCUGUGUUCAAAAAGUUUUUUAAGUAAAACAAAACUAACAAGACAUACUAGAAUUCAUACAGGAGAAAAGCCUUAUCAAUGUUCAGAAUGUUUAAGAGGUUUUUCAGAUAAAUCAAUUCUUGUACGACACAUGAGAAUCCACACUGGAGAGAAAUUUCAGUGUUCAGUUUGUUCAAAAAAAUUUUCACGAAAAGCACUCCUCUGUCAGCAUUUGCGAGUUCAUACAGGGGAGAAACCUUAUCAUUGUACAGUGUGUCCAGAACGCUUUUUAAAUAAAGCAAAGCUUAAGAAGCACCUGAGGAUUCAUACAGGGGAAAAACCAUUUCAAUGUUCAGUGUGUCUUAAAGACUUUUCAGAAAAAGUAAUUCUAGUAAGACACAUGAAAAUUCAUACAGGAGAAAAACUGUAUCAGUGUUCGGUGUGUUCAAAAAGGUUUUCUCGGAAUUCACAUAUGGAAUUGCACAUGAAGGUUCAUGCAGGAGGGAAGCCAUACAACUGCUCAGUGUGUAUAAGAGGCUUCUUGCAUAUAUCAAGUCUAAGACGGCAUGUGAAAAAUCACAUAGCAGAAAAGCCAUACCAGUGUUCAGUGUGUCUAAAAGACUUGUCAGAUAGCAUGCAUCUGAUAAAACACAUGAAAAUUCAUGAAGGAAAGAAAUAUCAGUGUUCAUUAUGCUCAAGGAAAUUUUUACGAAAAUCAGAUUUAAAUCACCACUUUAAAGUUCAUUCACAAAGAAAACCAUACAAAUGCUCAAUCUGUGUAAAUGACUUCCUUAAUAAAGCAAGUCUAAUACAACAUAAGCAAAGUCAUACAGGGCAAAAGUUAUUUCAGUGCUCAAUUUGUCUAACAGAACUGCUAGAUAGUACAAAGUUAAUAAAACACAUGUUAACACAUAAAGGAGAUAGACAGUAUCAGUGUUCAGCGUGCUUAGAGUUCUUUACUGAAGAAUUUGGUCUAGAAAUCCACAAGAAAGCUCAUUCAGAAGGUAGAUCAUUUCAGUGUUCAGUAUGUCUAGAAGCCUUUGAGGAUAAAUCAACUCUAGAACAACACACUGUUAUUCAUACAGAAAAAAAAUCUGAAGAGAAUUCAGUGUGUGUAGAAAAUUUUAAAGAGGAGAGAGAAGUAAUAAUUCAUGCAGAAGAUAUAUCUGAGAAGAGUCCAGUGUGUAUAGGAGAUUUUAAAGGAGAGAUUGAAGUAACAGUUCGUGCAGAAGAGAUAUCUGAAGUGAGUUCCAUGUGUGUACAAGAUUUUAAAGGUAAAGAGAAAGAUGUUACACUUAAUACAGAAGAGAUGUCAUACCAGAGUUCUGUGUGUGUUCAAAAUAUUUUAGGUGAAGGAAUUCAAAUAAAAAACACAGAAAUUCAUUCUGAAAACAGAAGUGAGGAAUGUUCAUUGUAUGUAGAAGACUUGAAAGACAAUGAAAUUCUAGUUGAAAAUGUUACAGUUAAUACAGGAGAUGUAUUAUAUCAGUGUUCAGUGUGCCAAAAAGACUUUUCUGAUAAAGAAAUUGUUAUGCAACACACGGAAGAUCAUGCAGACAAUAAACAUGAUAAAUUUUAUGUGCGUGUAGAAGAUUUUGUAGAUACAACAAUUGUAGAAGAAGAGAUAGCAGAUCAUGUAAAAGAGACAUCAUACCAGUGUUCAGUGUGCCUAAAUGACUUUUCAGAUUCAGAGAGUCUUGUGCAACAUAUGAAAAUUCACAGAGAGAACCCUGGCAAGAGCUAUACAUGUGUGGAGAACAUUGAAGAUAAAUCAACCCUAGAACAACACUCCACAGUUCCAACAGAAGAGAAAUAUGAGGAGAAUUCAGUGUGGGCAGAAGAUUUUAAGGGUAGUGAGAAAGAAGUGACAGUUCACACAGAAGAGAUAUACCAGUGUUCAGUGUGCCAAAAAGAUUUUUCAGAUAAAAAAGUCCUCGUAGAACAUAUGAUAAUUCAUUCAGAAGAAAGACCUUAUCGCUGUUCAGUGUGUGCAAAAGAGUUUAGAAAUAAAGCAGUUUUAGAACAACACGUGGAAAGUCAUACAGGAGGGAGGCCACAUAGUUGUUCAGUGUGUUUAAAAGGUUUUUUAACUAAAGCAUGUGUAAUAAGACACAUGAGAGUUCAUACAGGAGAAAAGCCAUAUCAGUGUUCAGUAUGUUUAAAACACUUUACAGAUAAAGCAGUAGUAAUACGACACAUGAGAAUUCAUACAGGAGAAAAGCCAUAUCAGUGUUCAGUAUGUCUAAAAGGCUUUACACAAAAUUCACAUCUAAAGUUUCACAUGAAGGCUCAUACAGGGGACAACACAGAGAAAUCACACAAAUGUUUAGUGUGUUCCAAAAAGAUUUCUCCAGCACAUUUAGAACAGCACUUGAGAGUUCAUUUGGGAGAUAAACUAUAUAAUUGCUCACUGUGUCCAAAAGGCUUCGCUAGUAAUGCAAGUCUAUUAAGACAUAAAAAAGUUCACACAGGAGAGAAAUCAUAUGAAUGUUCAGUAUGUUUCAAAAAGUUUUCUAGAAAUUCUCAUCUAAAACAGCAUUUCAAAAUUCAUACAGGUGAGAAACCAUAUCAGUGUUCUGUAUGUUCAAAACAGUUUAUUCAGAAAGUACAGCUAGAGCAACAUUGGAGAGUUCAUACUGGAGAGAAACCGUAUAAUUGUUCAGAAUGUCUCAAAGACUUCAGGGUUCAGUCAAGUCUAAAGCAACACAUGAGAGUUCAUACAAGAGAGAAAUCAUAUCAGUGUUCGGUUUGUUCACAAAGCUUUUUACGAAAAUCAAAUCUAGAACAGCACUUUGGUGUUCAUAAAGAAGACGCACCAUACAACUGCUCAAUGUGUACAAAAGGUUUUUCAAAUAAAGCCAGUCUAAGUCGACACAUGAAAGUUCAUGCAGAAGAAAAGCGUAACACUGUUCAACCUGUGUAAGUCUUUCCAGGAAAAUACAAUAAUGAAAAGAAAGAUACAAAUGCUCAGGUGAUGUAGUUUUAGUACAGUUGAUCCCCACUUAACCUAGAUAGGCACUCAACAAAAAGAUCUUUAAGCAUUGAAUACUUCAAGUGACACUCAUAACCUGUAAGGCUGACCAAGAUGAUAAUAUUCUGUAUCUGGCUACUGUACUAUUAAAUUUUAGAGGGAAGGGGGUGGUGAUAAAAUUUAUACACUAGAGAUUCACUUCCUUCUCUCAUUCCCCUUACUCUCUCUGAUAUCAGUUCUUCCUUUCCUGUUCUCUCUCAUUGUUCCCCAUCUUUCCCCUUUUCCUCCUGCUGAAAGGUGACCACUGCUAGUAAUGUUCUCUAGUAAUGUCUUUUAAUUGCAGUUUCUCAUCAAAUACUGUGUAGAUACAAUUCAUAAUGCAGACGCAGCUGCAAAUGAAUCCAGGAGAGUGAAAAACAAAGGCAGUAAGCCUGGAUUCCGAUGUUUGAGCACUUCCUUCUGUCACUGACUUCUACCAUGGCAUAACUGCUGAGUCAAACACUUACUCUCCAAUGCUCUUAUUUAGGAGUUUUACACCCAUUGGUAACAACAGUAAUAACAGCAAAAUACUCUUACACAUCUCUGAAUUAACAUCAAAUUGUAUUUGUUAUGAUGGAGGCUGAUAGGAGGGACCUUGCCAUCCACUAAUCUGACAGUAAUUUCUGCUAGUAAUUUCUAUUCCUUGCAAAUACAUAUAAAAGAUAAUUGUAGAUAAAACAUAUAUUGGUGUAAUAGAUGGUAAUGAGAUAAACAUCAGAGAUACAUCGAGUAUUGAAGGUAUUAAGUCAUUUACACACUACUUAAUACCUCCGGCAGCUAAGUCUUAUAAUGUGUUUAAACACUUUUAUACGAAAAUUAUUAUGUUUUUAACACUCCGGCCAACACCCACUGAGGUAGGGCGACUCAACAAAGACGAAACACUUUCAUUAUUGUUCAUUCAAUCACUGUAUGGCCAGAAGGGUGUCGACAUUACAGUUUAGAUGCCCCUCCAAACUGCAAUAUUUCCACCACUUUUUCAGAGUGCAGGCACUAUAUAGUGGACCCUCGGGUAAUGACAUUAAUCCGUUCCAGAGAGCUUGUCUUUAACUGAUUUUUUCGUUAUCCGAAUUAAUUUUCCCCAUGAGAAAUAAUGGAAAUCAAAUUAAUCCGUUUCAGACACCCAAAAGUAUUAAGCAAAAUAGUUUUUUUACAUGAAAUAUAUAUUUCCCUACACAGAAAGCAAUGAGACAUGCAGAAUAAACAAUACUGAAAUGACACUUACCUUUAUUGAAGAUGUAUUGAUGAGUGAUGAGAUGGGAGGGGGGCAGAGAAUGGAGGAGUUUACAAUUGUUUAGAAGGGGAAUCCCCUUCCAUAAAGACUUCAGAUAACAAGUCCUUUUCUGGGGUUACCUCCCUUCUUUGUUUUUUAAUGCCACUAGGACCAGCUUGAGAGUCACUGGACCCCUGUCACACCAAAAAUCUGUCCAGAGAGCUGUGUUCCUGGAAUCUUUUUAAGAUUUCCCUAAAAUGGGACACAACAUUGUCAUUGUAGAUGCUGCCAGCACGGCCUGCAACAGCUGUGUCAGGGUGAUGUUUAUCCAUAAAUGUUUGCACAUAAGAAAGCAGAAACACUGCAGCAGGCCUGUUGGCCCAUACUAGGCAGGUCCUUCACAAACCAUCCCACUAACAGAAUCGUAUUUGCCCAACCCAAUUUUCAAUGCUUCCCAAGCAAUAAGCUUUGAUAAUUCUAUUCACUUGUGCACAAGUCCCAAUCAGAUCAAAUCAUGUGUGUGUGGGGGAGUACACUGUCUGGUAUGUGGGGAAGUACAUACCCUUGCUGGUGUGUGGGAAGUACCCUGGCUGGUAUGUGGGGGGGAAGUGCCCUGGCUGGUAUGUGGUGACGUGUACUUAGCUCAGUGGUGACGUGUACUUAGCUCAGUGGUGACGUGUACUUAGCUCUGUCAGUGGUGACGUGUACUUAGCUCUGUGAAGACCUGUUUGUGUGCUCUUGAGUGGUGACCGUACUUUGAGUGCUGACCUGUACUUAACUCUGUGAAGAAGUGUCUUGUUUGCUCCUGUGGACUGAACCAAGAUGCCCUCCAUCGAGCAACUUUACCAGCAACUUAAGGAAGAAUUGAGGGCAGCGAAGAUGGAGAUACGGCGAUUGACCGAGGAGAACAAGAGGAUUCGUAGUACUCCUCCUGUUUCGAGUCCUCAGGUCAAGAAGGGUUCGUGGUCAGUGGCUGGACAGCAGGGGACAACGAAGUUGACGAUCAAGAAGACGAAUGGAAAGCCAGAAACGAUGAAGAAGAAAGAGACUGCUGUGGAAACUCCCGUGGAAACCUCCAACGCAUUCUCGGUGCUACCCAACGAAUGUGAGUCGACUACUGGGAUCGUCACGACGAACGACAACAAGGAAGGUAAGAAUAUUGUUGUUGUUGGGGAUAGCCAGGUUAGAUACAUGGAUAGGGCAUUCUGCUUGAAGGACAGGAGUAGGAGACAAAGGGUAUGCUUUCCUGGGGCUGGGAUGGAGGACAUUGUUAGCCGGCUUGACAACAUCAUGAACGGUAAUGGGAUCAAUCCUAUUAUUUGCCUCAGUGCUGGAGGCAAUGAUGUAGGCAAGCGUAGAAGUGAGGAUUUAGUUAGAAAGUUCAGGACAGCUAUAGACAUAAUUAGGAAGAAGGGGGGGGCGCCCUGUUGUAUGUGGCAUUUUGCCAAGAAGAGGUGUUGGCAAUGAAUGGUUGUCCAGAGCAAUUGGUAUUAAUUGUUGGCUGGAUAAACACUGUAAGGACAAUGCAGUACCAUUCAUUGACAACUGGGACAACUUCUACGGCCGAAAUGACAUGUAUGCCAGGGAUGGGGUUCACUUAUCCAGGGCAGGUGUGGGUUUUCUUGCUAACUCAGUUGAGGUGGUUGUUAGGACUUUAAACUAGGAUUAGUUAGAGGUAUGGGUUUAGAAAUGAUUAAUAAUGAGUAUGGAUAUAUUGACUUGUGCUCUGAUAUUAAGAAUCUUAAUAGUAACUGUCAUGGAGUAACUCUGGGUAAUGAUAAUUCCAGAAAUUGUGUAAAAACUAAGAUGAAUAGGAAAAAUGUGCAGAAGAAAAAACACAUGAUGGUAUUUUAUGCUAACAGUCGAAGUGCAAGAAAUAAAAUUAAUGAACUACGUUUGGUAGCAUGUGCUGGGAACUUUGAUAUCAUUGCAUUAACUGAAACGUGGUAUGAUUUAAAGAGUCGGGAUAUGACUGCUGAGUGUAAUAUUCAGGGAUUUAAGUUGUUCAAUGUGGAUAGAUGUAAUGGGAAGGGGGGAGGAGUUGCAUUGUAUGUUCGAGAAAAUAUUAAUUGUUGCAUAAAAAGAGGUAUAAAAAUAGAUGGAGCAGUAACAGAGUCUGUUUGGGUAGAGUUCGUGGAGGGUCAAGAAAACUAAUUCUAGGUGUAAUAUACCGACCUCCAGGCUUGGAUCACGAUAGAGGGAGACUUCUUUGGGACGAAAUUGUUAGGGCUUCUGGACACAGUAACAUAGUCAUAGUAGGGGACUUUAACUUUAGUCAAAUUGACUGGAAUUCCUUGACAGGUAAUCUAGAGUCCAGUGACUUUAUGGAAACAGUUCAGGACUGUUUUCUGAAACAGAGCGUAACUGAGCCUACCAGGGGUAAUAAUUUGCUAGACCUAGUCUUGUCAAAUAAGGAAACACUCGUGAAUAAUCUGGAGAUCACUGAAGAGCUUGGCGCAAGUGAUCACAAAUCCAUCACUUUUAGCAUUAAUUGGGAAUGCAAGAAUAAUGAUAAUACAGUAAAAAUCCCUGAUUUCGUUCUGCCGAUUAUAAUGGACUUAGGGAACAUCUGUCUAAUCUUGAUUGGGGUUAUCUAGCUAAUGAUUUUAUUGACGAUAAUCAUACUUAUGAAUAUGAAGGGAUCUGCUUUUAUGAUUGUUUUCUUAAUAAUGUACACAGUGCCCAGAGUAUAUACAUUCCCCAGAGAGAAAUUAGGUCUAAUAAUAACGAUCCCAAAUGGG